Messenger RNA from Plectropomus leopardus (leopard coralgrouper), 1605 nucleotides. The record is from RefSeq and is a predicted model, not a curated record. Lineage: Eukaryota; Metazoa; Chordata; Actinopteri; Perciformes; Serranidae.
AUGGAACAAAGAAGCUACGGUACACGUAAGGCGAGAGGAUAUUUGGUCGGCUGCGUGUUUGCUGUGCUUUUGUGGAGCGUGACUACGGCGCAAAUAAGAUAUUCACUCUCCGAGGAAGUUAAAGUAGGAACUGUGGUUGGAAAUAUAGCAAAAGAUCUGGGAUUGGAUAAAAGCACGUUGAAAGAAAGAAAGUAUCGCAUUGUUUCGAGUAAUGAGGAUCCUCUUUUCCACGUAAAUCAGAAUGAUGGUGUCCUGUAUGUGAGCCGAAAAAUUGAUAGAGAAGAGGUGUGCGCGCAGAGCAGUACGUGUUUAAUAAAUCUAAAAACCGUGCUAGAAAACCCACUGGAGGUGCACUAUGUAGGAGUGGAAGUGCUGGAUAUAAAUGACCAUUCUCCCAGUUUUCAAGAGAAAGAGAAAACGCUGGAGAUUUUCGAGUCUGUGUUACCUGGAGUACGUAUUCCGCUGCAACACGCAAGAGAUCCAGACGCUGGCCCCUUUUCUGUUCAGCAGUAUAAACUCAGCGCCAAUGACCACUUUCGUUUAGAAGUUAAGGAUAAGGGAGAAGAUGGUAAAAUACCUAUUUUAAUUGUGCAAAAGUCGUUGAAUAGGGAGGCAGCGGGAAGCCAUUCAUUAGUGCUAACCGCACUGGAUGGAGGGAAACCACCAAAAUCUGGCGAAAUUAAUAUUCUAAUAAAUGUUUUAGAUGUGAAUGAUAACACACCUGUGUUCACUAAAGAUGUUUAUUCUGUGAUGCUCGAUGAAAAUGCUCCAGCAGGUACAACAGUCAUACAGGUGAAUGCAACUGAUUUAGACGAUGGACCCAAUGGAGAAGUCGUUUAUUCGUUUAGCAGUAUUGUGAGUCGUAGGUUAUUGGAUCUUUUUGAUAUUAAUCCAUCAACAGGGGAGAUAACUGUGAAAGGUUUAGUAGACUAUGAGCAGAAAGACAAAUACGAGAUUGAAAUUCAAGCAUCAGAUAAAGGUCUGGCUCCUCUAGCGACACAAAAAAGCGUCAUGAUCAAGAUAGUUGACGUAAAUGAUAAUGCACCUGAGAUUGAGGUUACCUCAUUUUCGAGCUCAAUUCCUGAAGACUCCAGACCUGGGACUACAGUUGCUCUUAUUAGUGUAAAUGACUUAGACUCUGGUCUUAACGGAAAAGUUAUUUGCUCCAUAAGUGAGAAUGUUCCGUUUGUUUUAACACCAUCGUUGCAAGACAAAAUGUAUGCAUUAGUAACAAAUUCGCCUCUGGACAGAGAGAUGCAUCCUCUAUAUGACCUAACAAUAUAUGCAAAGGACGCUGCUCAGCCUCCAUUAUCGUCUGAAAAGACAAUAAGCGUUAUUGUGUCUGAUGUGAAUGACAACAUUCCAGAGUUUACACUAAGUCCCUACACCUUCUACGUCACUGAGAGUAACGACCCAGGGCUUUCAGUGUUUUCGGUUAAAGCUUUUGACCGUGAUGAGAACGACAAUGCAUUAAUUUCUUACCAUAUUCUUAGAGAUGGAAGUGAGGACAGUAAAGUGACCUCAUUUCUCAACAUAAACUCUGAAACCGGAGAUAUUUUGGCACUAAAAAGUUUCGACUUUGAAACUCUGAAAACUUUCCAGUUC